Messenger RNA from Vespula vulgaris, 1766 nucleotides. RefSeq lists its product as uncharacterized. The record is from RefSeq and is a predicted model, not a curated record. Gene Ontology annotation, cellular component: cytoplasm; actin cortical patch. Gene Ontology annotation, biological process: endocytosis; actin cortical patch localization; plasma membrane tubulation. The transcript has 5 exons. Bases 310 to 1107 code for a protein of 265 amino acids. NCBI's taxonomy places the organism in Eukaryota, Metazoa, Arthropoda, Insecta, Hymenoptera, Vespidae. Gene Ontology annotation, molecular function: protein binding; lipid binding.
GAAUUCGUAUGCGCAGGCGCUACUGUUCUCAUCAUUGAAUUUCUUACGUGAGCAUAUAGGUUAGAAUACUACGUAAGAUUUGUACGAAGGCCACAAAAAAAGAAAUUAUCGAUUGCAACGUCCAUCUCAAAUUCCAGAAAAGAAUGUCAAUCGUUAAUGAGUUUCCGAUAACGAGAACGAUAAACAUCUUUAAAUGUUUCUGGUUAUCGACGCAUUUAACAUCGAAAUUCCAUUGUCGCGUCAUUUUCGUGUAAACGAGGCCUCGUAAAACGAAUUUAAUAUGAUAACCUCAUUUUUUGGAGACUUAACAUGACGUGGAACCCGCUAAAAAAGAAUCAUUUGACGUUGAGACCCAGUCCAGCACAACCUCUACUUUCACAUGCUGAAGAUAGAGAACUGGAUGUUGCGGUACAAAGACUGAUCUACGUUGAAGAUACAAUCAGAAAGUUAACAAAAGAAAUGAAAAAGUAUCUUCAAGCUGUAGUUAAUUUGGAUAGAGCUGAUCAACGUUUAAGUAUGAAUUUAACUACCUGUGGUCUGGCUCAUAUCAGUGAUGAGUUCAGAAGAAUCGUAGAAGAAUAUCAUUCUAUUACUACACAAGUUGGUAAAACUGUACAAGAAAUGGCAGCUUUAUGUCAUAAAACUUUCAUAGAUCCUUUGAAAAAAUUACGAGACGAAUUUGCAUUGAUUGCUGCAGCAAUAGCAAAGAGAGAGGAAUUAGUAACUGCUUGGAAAUAUUCAUACAAUCGCGUGAAAAAAUUACAAGAAAAAAAAGAUAGAACCGCCAGUCAUAUCGCCAAAUUAGAGAGAGAACAUAGAGUAGAAGAAGCUGCUGCUAAGGAAUUAAAAACAUUACAUGCUCAACUACUUAUAGAUUUACCCAUGUUUCUUGAUAAAAGAUUGGAAUAUAUAAAACCGAGUGUACACGCUUUAAUCAUGAUACAAUUAGAUUAUUACGGUAACACAACAGGACUCUUUACGCAAUUGAUGCCUGUACACAAUCCUUCUGAAUCUCCCAGUACUGCAAUACCAGAAGAGGAAUAUCAACAGUCGAUUAAUAGUCAAAUUAAUAGAAUAAGAGGAUUAACGAUCGUCAAAGAUCAUUAAUGUUGAGGAUUCUUUUUUUUCUUUUUUAAAAAAAGAAUUAAGUUUUUAAUGAUUCACCGUGUAAAGAUAUAAAUGUUAGCAGUAUAAAAGACUAGGAUAUAAUAAUCAUGCAAAAUGUAUUUUUAACAAUUCCAUUAUCUUUAUCCAUAAAAUUAUUCUUAAGGCUUUGGGAAUGCCAUAUAGGCAUUUUGUAAACUAUAUUACAACCGAAUAAAUCUCUUGCUAAGUUUAACAUACAUAAGUUGCACGGAAUUAUAUCUUAAAAAGUAAAUCAUUUUAAAUUGUACGAAAGUUGCGCUAAACGUUUGGCAGUAUUUACAUUGUGGAAAUAUGUAUUUUCGGCAAGAAAUAUUCUGGAAAAUAUUUCAAGAUGGUAUCAUUCCAUGUCUUUGUUUCCAAUUAGCACCUGCGCGACGAUUAUGAUUAGCCCGUGUAGCUUUAUGCGUAUUUUUCUUAUCUCUGUUAACAGUAACAUCUUUAUCUUGCCCUUGGCCUUUGGGUUUUCCUAGAAUAUAAAUAUAUACAUAUAUAUAUAUAUAUAUAUACACGUGUUCAUAAUAUAUUAUUGUAAUUUGUUUUUAAAUACUCUUACAAAGAGUGACUACUCUUUGAUAAACGAAUACUUUGGUUUGUGUAUAAUAAAAAGGACAAAAUAUAAA